Ogataea parapolymorpha DL-1 is the source of this 2751-nucleotide messenger RNA. RefSeq lists its product as uncharacterized. The coding region runs from base 1 to 2751 and encodes 916 amino acids. Gene Ontology annotation, molecular function: ATP binding; nucleic acid binding. NCBI's taxonomy places the organism in Eukaryota, Fungi, Ascomycota, Pichiomycetes, Pichiales, Pichiaceae. The record is from RefSeq and is a predicted model, not a curated record. The transcript has a single exon.
AUGAAAGAUAUAAGGGAUUUACUGAUAGCCAAAAGUGCCGAGAAGCUUGUGAGGGAGACGAGCCAACAGCUUAGUCAGCCCUCUUCUCCAACACACGAGGACCUUUUUGAGUGCACGAAAGCAAAACCAAUCUCAAACUUGAGCACCUUUGGAGUGGGAGACAAAUAUGCUUCUAUAUUCAAGUUCAGUCAAUUCAACAAAAUGCAAACAAGUGCCUUUCCCAUGAUAUUCCAAGAUUCAGACAACUGUGUGGUUACAAGUCCAACUGGAUCAGGAAAGACCGUGCUAUUUGAACUAGCGAUUAUCAGAGCAUUGAAAGAAAAUAGCAAAGCCAAGAUCUUGUACCUCGCCCCAUUGAAAGCAUUAUGCAAUGAGAGAAUCUCAGACUGGUCCCAUAAAUUUGCAAGAUUCAACAUAUCAGUUGGAUUGCUCACAGGAGACUCAGACACGAGAGAGGUUCAGAGGGCAAGGACUUGUAAUAUCGUUAUCUCAACUCCAGAAAAAUGGGACUCGUUUACUCGACAAAACAAGGACCGGAAAGAAUCUUUGUUACCGUUAAGCUUGCUUCUACUAGAUGAGAUACACACAAUAAAGGAGAAAAGAGGUGCAAAUUUGGAGGCUGUCGUCACUCGGAUGAAAUACCUGUAUCCCAAUAUUCGGAUCAUAGCAUUAUCUGCCACCGUCCCCAACAUUGAUGAUAUUUCCAAGUGGCUUCGAAAACCAGAAAAACUUGCAGCCACUACGCUAAGGUUCAAUGAAUCGUACCGGUCCGUCAAGUUGACUAAGACCGUUCUAGGCUUUAACAGAAAAUCCACAACAAACGAGUUCCAAUUUGAAGCGUUUCUCACAUCAAAACUUUUAGCCAUCAUCCAGAAUUAUGGGAAUAAAAAACCUGUUCUUGUCUUCUGUGCUACACGAAAAAGCACCAUAAUGACUGCAAAAGCGCUGAGUACAAAACUGGGAUCUUACUUUCCACAAAAACCUCCUAUUACUGAUCGAUUGCAACCACAACUACUUGAUCUGAUCAACAACGGAGUCGCUUAUCACCAUGGGGGAUUGUCCUCCGAGGAGAGAAGGGUGAUCGAAAAUGGGUUUCUUUCAGGAAAAAUCAGUGUUAUCUGUUGUACAUCAACAUUGGCAGCAGGGGUCAACUUGCCAGCAUAUUUAGUCGUUAUCAAAGGCACGAAAACGUGGAUCAAUGGAAGCUUACAAGAAUAUUCGGAUUUGGAGGUUUUGCAAAUGAUUGGAAGGGCUGGAAGACCCCAAUUUGAGAGUCAAGGAGCCUGUGUCAUCAUGACUCAGUCAGCCGAAAAAGCGAAAUAUGAAAAACUUAUCCAUGGCACUGAAGAAGUAGAAAGCUCUUUACCACACAAAUUGAGCGAGAUACUCCUCAAAGAGGUGGCUUCAGGUCAAAUUAGUGAUUCUCAAAGUGCAAACGAUUGGGUGAAAACCACGUUUUUUUAUCAGCGGUAUCUUGUUAGUCCAUACUCAUACGCUGCCGUGGUGAAACCAGUAAUAUACAAGAAACCUAGCCAUUGCUUAGAAUUUCUCUUACAAAAAAGGAUGAAAGAAUUAUGGGAUGGGGGCUUGAUUACUAUACAGCAGGGCAAAUUUGUUUGCUCAUGUUAUGGCGAUACGAUGUUGAGAAACUGUCUAUCGCUGGACACUAUGAAAUACCUCCUGAAGUCAAAGAAUAUUGAGCAGGACAAAUGUCUGGACUUCUUGUGUCAGACCCCUGAAUUUGGGAAUGUUGAGUACCGAUCCUUGGAAAAAACCCUUUUUCGCAAAAUCAAUCAGAGUCAAUUGAUUAGAUACAGACUUGAAGGCGAAAUUGAGGCUGUAUGGCAAAAAGUGCACUUGGUUGUGCAAUUCGAGCUCGGUCGUUUGGACUACCCAACUCAUCCCAGCUUCAAAAAUCUUUUAUUCAAUUUCAACUAUGAUAAGGCAAAGGUCUUGAGGCAAAUGUCAAAUGUUAUAAACGCUGGGAUAUCAAUUUUUGAAAGAAAGGCAGAUACAACUAGCCUUAGAUCCAUGUUGUAUUUGGGAAGGUGUUUAAGUGCGAAAGCCUGGGAAAACACCGCAUUAGAACUGACUCAAAUAGAAGGGAUUGGUAAAGCGGGCGCAAGAAAACUCGAAGCCGGCAAUAUUCACUCUAUCAAAGAAGCAGUGCAACUCUCUAAAGAGAGCUUCCACCAAUUCGGAAUCAAGAACAGUGCCACGAUAUACGAUCAGUUGAGAUUAUUUCCCCAAAUUCACCUAAAAGCUCGAAUUAUCAAGAAUGCCUCAGCUAGUGAUCUUUUGAACAUAGCGAUAGUGAUAACUACACCAAUCGAAUAUAUUCCAAAUUACGACAGCUCAGAGUGUACAAUACUGAUUAAUGCUAGAAAUACAAAGGAGCUCAUCAAAUUUAUGAAAAUUCCGCUGCGCCAAACGAGCGGCCACAUGGAAAUUAACCUGGAAAUGGAUGCUCGAUUGAAUAAGGAGAUUGUUAUUUAUGCAGAUUUCACCGAUAAAGUCGGAUCAGGGACGGAGGUAUCUUUAUCUUCUUUGCAAUCAAUCGACGAAAGCGAUUUCUCAGAUGAAGAAGACGUAGAAUUGAUGCUAAUUGAAAGAGAGAAGCGAAAAUAUGAGGAGCAGGCUCAAACAGAUGCUAAACGACGGCGAGAAUAUUCUCUGGAAAUGACUGAGGAAGGCGUGUUCACUGAAAUAGAACGAGAAAACUCUUCGAUGUCAAGUAUCACACUUGAGUAA